Molecule: messenger RNA, 878 nt
Organism: Papaver somniferum (opium poppy)
Lineage: Eukaryota; Viridiplantae; Streptophyta; Magnoliopsida; Ranunculales; Papaveraceae
Product: protein mago nashi homolog
Exons: 3
Coding region: 59-511 (150 amino acids)
Biological process (GO): RNA splicing
Cellular component (GO): exon-exon junction complex; nucleus
Source: RefSeq, a predicted model, not a curated record
UCCUUUUUCUCCAUUCCGCAUCUAGAAGAGAGAGGGUUUUACAGCACGAGAGAAAAAAAUGGCGACCGAAGAAAAUAGUGAGUUUUAUCUGCGUUACUAUGUAGGUCACAAAGGAAAGUUUGGUCACGAGUUCUUAGAAUUCGAGUUUAGACCUGAUGGUAAACUUCGUUACGCUAAUAACUCAAACUAUAAGAAUGAUACUAUGAUUCGUAAAGAAGUCUUUCUUACUCCUGCCGUUCUUAAAGAAUGUCGUAGAAUCAUCUCUGACAGCGAGAUUAUGAAGGAAGAUGAUAACAACUGGCCAGAACCAGAUCGUGUUGGGAGGCAAGAACUUGAGAUUGUGAUGGGGAAUGAGCAUAUUUCGUUUACUACUUCCAAGAUUGGGUCUCUUGUUGAUGUUCAGAGUAGUGACGAUCCUGAAGGGCUCCGUAUCUUCUACUAUCUUGUUCAGGACUUGAAGUGCUUUGUGUUCUCUCUCAUAUCACUUCAUUUUAAGAUUAAGCCCAUAUAAAUCAGGAUUUGUGGAUCAGUGAUCGUCUUCGUGCUCGACGAAUCAGAGGUUUGGUUUCAAGGUGGAUGCUGGAUCACUUGCGCCAGUGGUUUUAUUACUCGUACUCUUAUGUUUAUCGACGUUCUUUGGUCCAUCAAAUGGGUGUGUUUCUGUGAUAGUGAAUCUCUCUUAUAUGAAAGUCUGAAGGUUUACUCUGUGAUACAGUAUUUGGUGAACGGUGUAGAAGACAUUCAUUCUUUUUUGUUAGCCUGCUUUAUUUUCUUUCCUCUUUCCCCUUUAACCCCAUGUGAAAUUUUAUCUAGUCCAAACUUGAAAUUUGAAAUGAAUUUGUGGCGAAUUAUUUGAAGUUCCUCCACUUUUCCCAGGA